Molecule: messenger RNA, 963 nt
Organism: Morus notabilis
Lineage: Eukaryota; Viridiplantae; Streptophyta; Magnoliopsida; Rosales; Moraceae
Product: annexin-like protein RJ4
Exons: 6
Coding region: 19-963 (314 amino acids)
Cellular component (GO): cytoplasm
Molecular function (GO): calcium-dependent phospholipid binding; calcium ion binding
Source: RefSeq, a predicted model, not a curated record
AAGACCUCAUCAACAUUAAUGGCAACACUCAUUUCUCUAGCCAACGCUUCUCCGGUUGAGGACGCAGAAGUUCUUCGGAAAGCUUGUAAAGGAUGGGGGACGGAUGAGAAGGCAAUAAUAAAGGUGUUGGGGCACAGAAAUGCGUCUCAAAGGAAGCAAAUCAGAGAAUCAUAUGAGCAGCUAUUCGAAGAGGAUCUUGUCAAGCGUCUUGAGUCGGAGCUUUCCGGCGAUUUUGAGAAAGCUGUGUACCGCUGGGUACUGGAGCCUGAAGACAGAGAUGCUGUUCUGGCAAAUGUGGCCUUAAGGAAAUCAGAGACGGACUUCAAAGCGAUAAUUGAACUCUCUUGCAUUUUAUCUCCUGAAGAGCUGUUGGGUGUGAAGAGAGCAUACCAAAAUCGCAACAAACAUUCCUUGGAGGAAGAUGUGGCCGCUCGCACCACAGGAGAUCUCCAAAAGCUUUUGGUGGGGUUGGUGAGCACAUACCGUUACAAUGGGGAAGAGGUGAAUGCAAGAUUGGCGAGUUCCGAAGCCGAUAUUCUUCAUGAGGCCAUCAAAGACAAAGCUUUCAACAAUGAGGAAGUCAUUAGGAUUUUGAGUACAAGGAGCAAGGCACAGCUCAAUGCUACCUUCAAUCACUACAGAGAUGUCAACAAGACUUCCAUCACUAAGGAUUUGUUGGGUGAGUCUGCAAACGAUUUCCAGAAGGCGCUGCAUACGACGGUUCGAUGCACAAACGACCCUCUCAAGUACUACGCAAAGCUGCUGUGUGAUGGAAUCAAGAGGUUUGGAACUGAUGAGGAUUCGGUGACUAGAGUGAUUGUGACAAGGGCAGAGAAGGACUUGAAAGACAUCAAGGAGGUUUAUUACAAGAAGAAUAGUAUCUCCCUUGAUGAUGCUGUUGCCAAGGAGACUUCAGGGGAUUACAAGGCCUUCCUCCUCGCUCUUCUCGGAAAGGAAGACUAA